AUGAUUAAAUUGAUUAUUUUUUCUUGUUUUUCUCUAAUUAACCUAUUGAAUAUUAAAUCUGAUGGGAUGAAAGUUAGUAUUUUAGUAAAAAUCAAAGACGAUUGGCAAGAAAAAAGAGAAUUUAUUUAUUUAAAAAAUGUAGAAUUAGAAGAGCGUUUUGUAUUGGAAAAAAUAGAAAGGAAAUAUAAAUAUGCUUGUAGUCUAAAAUAUAAUAUUGAGGGAUUUUUGUGUCGAAUUGACGUAAACCAUGAAAGAAAUAAUUAUAAAGUUGAGAUACAUGAUAGAUCAGACUAUGCUGAAGAAUUAAAAAGGAAAGUUUUGAUUAAUAUUGCCAAAAAUAAAUUUAUUCAAAAUAUUCAUCCUGGAUCUGAUAACCAGGUAUUUUAG
This is a messenger RNA of Meloidogyne enterolobii, 387 nucleotides long. The record is from the annotation of a GenBank genome assembly. Lineage: Eukaryota; Metazoa; Nematoda; Chromadorea; Rhabditida; Meloidogynidae.